UACGGAGGCCCGCACAGGCCCUUCCCCGCCGUAAAGCGAAGCUGCUCUCGGGGAUAGAGUGAAGGGAGAGGGGAGGAGUGAAAUCUCGAAGCUUCUAAAAGCGUGGGCAACAUCCGGGCACUUGGGGCCGUCGAGUUGAGGCGCGCUUCGGGACCUGGCUUGUUAGGGCCUGCAGCCAUGCUGAAGUGCGGGAUGAACGGCAGUCAGGUUAAAGUAUUUGGGAAAGCAGUGCAAGCUCUAUCAAGAAUUAGUGACGAGCUGUGGCUAGACCCAUCUGAAAAAGGUCUUGCUUUAAGAUCUGUGAAUUCCUGUCGGUCAGCAUAUGGAUGUGUCCUCUUCUCUCCUGUGUUUUUCCAACAUUAUCAAUGGUCAACUUCUGCGGAAAUGAAUGAUAAUGACACAAUAUCAAAUUUAAAUUGCAAAUUGGGAAUAAAGGGUUGUUGUGAGGAUGAAGUGAGAUCAAUGUCUGCUCUCUGGUAUCUUUUGAAUUUCAUACCAUCUGCAUCUAUUACCCGUCCCUCCAAAAGUAACUGGAAAAUAUUUUUUAGAAGAGGUAUUAAAAGGACUCAUAAUGUGUGUUUUCAAGAAAGUCAGCCUUUGCAAGUUAUUUUUGAAAAGAAUACGUGUAGUAAUACACUAAUGAUUCAACCAAGAGUGCUUGCUGAGGCAAUUGUUCUUUUUACAUCGAAUCAAGAAGAAAUGACUCUUGCUGUUACUCCCAGGAAUGUCUGCAUUAAGAGUUACAGUGAGGAAUCAAUGGAUUUGACCAAUUCUGUAUACAGUGAGAUGUGUGUGGGCCCAGAUGAGUUUGACUUCUUUCAAAUAGGGGUUGACACUGAAAUAACCUUUUGCCUCAAAGAAUUAAAGGGAAUGCUGACAUUUUCAGAAGCUAUACGUGCUCCUAUAUCAAUUCAUUUUGAUAUUCCCGGGAAGCCUAUGGCAUUAAGUGUUGAUGGCAUGUUGUUGGAAGCUAACUUUGUUUUGGCUACAUUAGCUGAUGAGCCAAGUAGAGAAUCUUCUCCACAAUCGCUGUGUCUUUCACAAAAACGAGAAAGGAAACAACUGAGGAGUAAAACAGAAGAUGAGAAAUUUUGACUGAAUCCGGAAGAGCUCUGUAUAGUAAGACCUAACCGUAACAGAAACAUCACCAAUCUUGCACUAUCUUUGCUUUUUCUCUUCUGAUCAGAAUUCAACAGGACUGUCUGCUUUAUCUUUGUUGUUACCAAAAUGCAUUUCCAUUUGUAAUGGUUGUUUCUUUUAGGAGUGACACAGUGUUAAGGUUCACAGGAAAGUCUGUAUUCACUGCCUACAACUCUUUCAGACAUAGGGUCAGCCAUUGUUUUCCUUUCUUUUUAGUUUUGGUCUUUUAAUAACUUUCUUUUGGUGGUGGUGGGAGUGCUUCAACUGUAAAAGUAGCGAAGUUACUAUGGGAAAUUUGGAAAACAGAAAAGGACAAAGAAGAAAAUCGGUAUCACCCACAAUCGCCCCUAGAGAUAGCCACUGUGAGCAUUUGACUCACUGUGUUUUCUUUCAGACUUUUUCUUUUGCAUAUACUUCACUUGUAUUUUAAAACAAGAUCAGGGUCAUAUAGCAUCUGUAGUUUUGUAUUCUGCUUUUUGUCCACAAAGUAUUAUAUUGUGAACAUGUUCCAAUAUCACUGAUUAUGGCUUAGAAAUGGGAUUUUUAAAUGACUGCAUAAAAUUUCAUACAGAUGUAAUUUAUUUGACUCUUUUUUCUAACUUGGCCCUGUUACCAUAAGAUUGUCUCAUGCACACUGGGUUGCUUUCCUGAAAAAUUCAAAUCUGUCGAGAGAAAUUUCUAAAUAAUCAUGUAUGUAAAUCUUAACUUUCCAAACAAUAGUUCCAUAUUAUUUCAGUAUAUUCCCUAAACCAGUGUUAUCAUUGUCAUCCCAUAUUGCUCCAUUAGUUAUAUAAAAAUAUCUAUUUCAAAGUAAUCAGUUCACUCAUUUGAUUCCUAUUAAUACCUCAGGUCAGAUGUGGCAUGUUCAAAUUCAAAGGCGGGUGAAGAAGGCAGCAAGGCCACGGAAUAUAUCGCAGGAAAAGCAGCACCCAAAAGGCU
Hipposideros armiger (great roundleaf bat) is the source of this 2079-nucleotide messenger RNA. RefSeq names its product RAD9 checkpoint clamp component B (gene RAD9B). The record is from RefSeq and is a predicted model, not a curated record. Gene Ontology annotation, biological process: DNA replication checkpoint signaling; cellular response to ionizing radiation; DNA repair. Gene Ontology annotation, cellular component: checkpoint clamp complex. The transcript is spliced from 10 exons. NCBI's taxonomy places the organism in Eukaryota, Metazoa, Chordata, Mammalia, Chiroptera, Hipposideridae. The coding region runs from base 178 to 1095 and encodes 305 amino acids.